Penicillium waksmanii is the source of this 708-nucleotide messenger RNA. RefSeq names its product translin. Gene Ontology annotation, cellular component: cytoplasm; nucleus. The transcript is spliced from 8 exons. Gene Ontology annotation, biological process: RNA metabolic process. Bases 1 to 708 code for a protein of 235 amino acids. Gene Ontology annotation, molecular function: RNA binding; sequence-specific DNA binding; single-stranded DNA binding. The record is from RefSeq and is a predicted model, not a curated record. NCBI's taxonomy places the organism in Eukaryota, Fungi, Ascomycota, Eurotiomycetes, Eurotiales, Aspergillaceae.
AUGAUUGACCAACGUAUUUUCGAGGAUCUCCAGACGAAGAUCGACGAGGAGACCACCGUUCGUGAUGAACUGCACGACAUUGUCCAGACGCUCGCUAGGAAAGGGCGCUCGACGCAAGCUAUCCUCGCCAGGGCGCACUCGACCCCCAGUGAUAAAUUGCAAUCCGUCCUUGACGAUGCCACCGCCAGCAUUAUUGCACAGAAAGAGGAAGUUGCUCGCUUGAGAAGUGUUGCCGAUAAACACCCAUUCUACAAGUACAAUGGGGUGUGGUCGCGCGAACUCCAAAAUCUGGUCGCCUCGAUUGAACUGUGUGCUUGGCUAGGUGGACUCCCAGAGCACAAGGGCCCAGUUUCGGCUUCAUUCAUGACAAUCGAAGACGUGGGAAAGUUCCUGGAUGUCCCCAUCAACCUGAAGGAACAAGAUGCGUUCCACCUGACCAUCGAGGAAUAUCUCCUGGCCCUGAUUGCCAUGGUUGAGGAAUUGUCUCGCCUGGCGGUGAACUCCGUAACUCUAGGCGACUACGAGCGUCCCCUUCAGAUCGGCAACUUCAUCAAGGACCUCUUCUCUGGAUUCCAGCUUCUCAAUCUGAAGAAUGAUAUUCUACGCAAGCGCAGCGAUGGCAUCAAAUACAGCGUUAAGAAGGUCGAAGAUGUCGUCUACGACCUUUCAUUGCGAAACCUGAUCCCCAAGGGUGGUGCUACCGCAUAA